Molecule: messenger RNA, 2135 nt
Organism: Ruditapes philippinarum (Manila clam)
Lineage: Eukaryota; Metazoa; Mollusca; Bivalvia; Venerida; Veneridae
Exons: 2
Coding region: 1-1470 (489 amino acids)
Source: RefSeq, a predicted model, not a curated record
AUGCUCAAACCAAUCAAUGAUAAACUCGAUGAUCAGAGUCGUCGUUUGACAAACUUAAACGAAAAACACGAAAAUCAAAAGAAAACUGUGGCAGAUCUAGAAUAUAAGAAUCAUAAAUUAAGCUCCGAGCUCCAUGAAGCUGAUGAGAGAAUAGACACCUUAGAAAGAAGUCUCGACGAUCUGGAGCAAUAUGGAAGAAGAACCUCCAUUCGCUUCCAUAGGGUUUUACUUUAUCCCUCAGGGGAAUCUAACUCUUCAAGUCCUGCCGGAAAAAAAUCGUCUAGUAACCCUCAAGGCUCAAACCCAGGAUCCAAUACUAAUACUACCAGCAAGCCAGAUACUGAUAAAAUAGUCCUGGAUAUCUGCAAAAAUAUGAUGAAGGUCACCCCUCCCAUAUCUGUGGACGACAUAGAGAGGUCCCACACAAUAGGUCCGACUUCCUGCCAAAACAGCAAUGGGGAGAUUUACAAAAACACGUGUGGUCAUCCUUGUGUGUAUUGUUCUAAAAUUAAAGACGCUAUUUCUGAGGAUCAUAAUUACUGUGCCAAAAUAAGUACCGUAUCUGUUGGUACGCAGACUGAGGACAUUACCAAUGAGAAUGUUUGUAGUAAGGUACUCUUCUCAACACCGAAAAAGAAAGAUGCUGCAGUUGCACUGAGCAUCCCAUCAAUCAGCAUAGGUCUUGACGAUUCUGAAUUGAGAGAUCUUUCAACAUUAGAAGCCUCAUUCAGAGAUGAUUCUGAUUCAACUUUUACUUGUUUAUCAGAUUCAGAGUCAGACAGUGACCAAGAGGAAACAGACAGUGAAAAUACAAUUGUUAGUGAAAAGAAGUACAUAGUGUUUGAGUCAGCCCUUGAACAAUUAUUUCUUGCAUUAAAGUGUCCUGUGUCCCAUUGCAAGUGCCCGAUUGACCCAGAUGACAUUAAAAGAACUCAUAUUGAAGGCAGUUUCCUGUCAUGUGAAAUAAUCUGUACAGCUGGUCAUACUAUCAUGAACUGGAAGUCUCAACCUAUGCUGGGUAAGAUGCCGGCAAGUAAUCUUUUAUGUAGUGCUGCAUUAUUAUUUUGUGGACAGACAUACACGCAUAUAGCUGAGUUUGCUAAAUUCAUGAAUCUUGGAUUUAUGUCUGACACAACUUUCUAUAGGAUACAACGUGAUCAAGUGAUGCCUGUUGUGUUGGAUACUUGGCAACAGAUUCAGUCUGAACUUCUGCAAAGUGUCAAAGAUUCUGGUAGGCCACUUCGUUUAUCUGGUGAUGGAAGAUGUGACAGUCCUGGAUAUAAUGCUAAAUACUGUACUUAUUCCGUUAUGGACUUAGAAACAAGUGCCAUAUUAACAUAUGUUGUAGUACAAGUUACUGAAACAGGCAGUUCUGGGAGAAUGGAAGCAGAAGGUUUCCGUAGGUGCAUGAACUUUCUUUUAGAUGAAGGUUUCGUCAUAGAAGUUAUGGCAACUGAUAGGCAUGUUUAAGGGAAGGAGUUUAAUGUAUGGCAUCUGGCAAAAAAAUAUUAAACAAGAGGGCCAUGAUGACUCUGAGUCGCUCACCAGAAACAACUGCUUUUCAGUGUUGGAUUGUCAAUAUUUUCUAUUACUAAAUUUGAGCAUAGAAUUUGAAGAAAUGCCAUAACCUGGGGUAUUAGCUUUAGCUUAAUAUGAGCAAACUUGAUGAAAGACUACCUAAGAAUGCUACAAAGUUCGGUGAUCAUCUAUCAAUUAUUUCAGUAGGAAAUGAUGUUCAAAGGUUUUUUUCUUGUUUUUAGCUAAAAGGGGCUAAUUAAAUUAGUAUAGGCAAACUUGGUAAAAUAGUACCGAGCAAUGCUACAGAUAAAGUUUGGUGAUCAUCCAUCAAUUGGUUCUGAAGUAGAAGAUGUCUAAAGGUUUUUAACCAUGUUUUCAACGAAAACCGGGUUAUUGUCGAAGUUAUUGUCGGGUUAUUGCCCGAAGUCGGCGGGCCGGCGGGCGGGCGGGCCGGUCGGGCAGGCGUCAACUUUUGGUUUCCGCUCAAUAACUUUAGUUUGCUUUGGCCUAUUCACACCAAACUUGGUGUAUGGAUAGCUUAUAUCAAGAUGCAGCUUGGGAAUGUUACCCAGGGGUCUGUGAUCAAGGUCAAGGUCACUGUUACUAAAAAUAGAAAU